This is a messenger RNA of Mytilus trossulus (common blue mussel), 1315 nucleotides long. Its product is annotated as membrane-associated tyrosine- and threonine-specific cdc2-inhibitory kinase-like. Gene Ontology annotation, cellular component: spindle pole; kinetochore; centrosome. The transcript has a single exon. Gene Ontology annotation, biological process: mitotic spindle organization; protein phosphorylation. The record is from RefSeq and is a predicted model, not a curated record. Gene Ontology annotation, molecular function: ATP binding; protein serine/threonine kinase activity. The coding region runs from base 152 to 1189 and encodes 345 amino acids. Lineage: Eukaryota; Metazoa; Mollusca; Bivalvia; Mytilida; Mytilidae.
GACUCACACACCACAUCCUUCUCCUUCUGCUUCAACAUCAUCAAUUACUACUUCCGUGAUCCUGCCAUCCUCACAAUAUUCCACAACGAUACUUCCAUCUUCAAAUUUUCCCACGACGCAUCACUCACUAUCGUACCAGAAAUUUGAGGAAAUGGUAUCGUUGCCAUUUUCUUCGCCAUUGAUACAGACAGCUGCCGUGACAGUGGCAUCGCCACGGUUCCAGACAUGUGCCAUGAUUGUGGCAUCGCCACUGGUACAAACAGCUGUCUUGGUUGUUACAUCGCCAGAGUUACAAACUUGUGCCAUGAUUCCGUCAUAUCAAUCUAUCCAGACUUCGGUGCUCUCACUACCAUCCCUUUGGACACAAGCAGAAACAGAAACCAAUCAGCAUAAUAAUUCCAGUAUAUCAUCUCAACCAGACAAAUUACCAAUUCAACCACCGCAGCAAAAUAUUCCUAGUAUCAACAUCAAUGAAAUCAGUUUUGAACAUUCCGACAAUGGCAAUAUAAAGGUGCUUGGCAAAGGGGCGACAGCUGAGGUGCUGCAAGGCAAUUUGCAUAAUGAUUGUUGGGUGAAGAAAAUUGCCAUUAAACUUUUUACUAAUGACCAGCACAAAAACUUUAGUUACAUUGUUCAAGAAGCGAGAAUAUUGCAAAUUCUAAAUAACUCAAAUGUGACACCAAAAGUCUAUGGAAUAAUACAAAAUAAUAGCUUUCCAUUAUGUUUAGUUGAGGAACUAAUUGAAAAUUCAAUGGAAUUGUACAAACUUUUGUCAAACCCUUCGAUAACACACUCUGCAUGGCUUCAUAUUGCUUUAAAUAUUUCAAAAAGUUUAAAAGUAAUUCAUGACGCUGGUGUUCUUGUUAACGACAUUAAAAGUGAUAAUAUCAUGAUUAAUACCCAUGAUUUAUCAAUUAAAUUCAUUGAUAUGGGCCAUGCCAGCCAAAAGGGAGGACGGAGUUUUGAUCUACCCGAAGCAGAUGCAUAUAAAUACCCGCACAUGGGCCCCGAAAUAAGCUGCGGACAGACCACGACAAAAGCAACAGACAUCUUCAGUCUGGGAUAUCUGCUAAGGAUGUUCCCGACAAGCCCUUUAAAGGUACAGGGACAACUCUGCAUGCAUCCCUGUCCGGCUCAUCGACCACUAAUCGAUGAAGUAGUUGAAUAUAUAUCUUCGCACAUAAAGUAAACUUUGCAUGUUGUAAAUGUUAAGUUAAGUGAAUAUUUAUUUUGUUUUCCUAUUGGUCAAUUACAAUGUAACUAAAUUACUCUCUCAAGGAGCGGAUGUGCAGUGCACUUUGUAAACAUAUUAAAU